AGCUAGAAAGGCUAUAGGCCAAAAAGGAGCACAUUGCAACCCCCUUCUUUCUCCCUGCCUUCACCUAUAAAUUCAGCUUCAACUCCUUUCACUCCUCUCUCAUGUUCACUCCUUCCUCUCUUUCCCCAACCCACCUCUCUCUCUCUCUCUCAAGAAUGCCCUCCUAUCUUACUUCAAUUUCCAUCACAUAAGUCCAAACAACCCCUUUUUUUACAACCCAAUUCAAACCACAAGGCCUGCGCUGCAUCUCCCCUGUUUCUCUCACGUUCUAAUUUUCCAUCAGUUAACCAAACUGCGCAAUUUUGUGGAUAAGGAGAAAACGAAGGAAAGAAAAGAAAUGUCCUCAAGCGUGUGCCAGGGGCUGCAAUCAUGCCUCGAGCCACGCGUUCUCAAGCUCAAGCUUGCCCCGCGCAGACCCUCCGCCGGCUCUGACGCUGCAGCCAAGAUGAAGACAGCGAUGGCCCAGCCGGGCACUGAAGCCAUGGACUGGAGCUUCCUUCAAGCUUUCGCCCCCGCGGAAGAGAAGAGCAAGGGUGAGCAAGCCGCUGUCUAUGUCCACCCGCUCCUGAAAUGCUCGUCCUCCUUCCUCAGCGACCAGAGCCUUGAGAUGUGCACUGAGUCACUCGGAAGCGAGACUGGCAGCGAUGUCGGCGAUGGUGAGGCCCCGCUCCUCUCUCCUAGAGGAGGCAGAGACUACUGCCCUGCGAUUCGGCCGGCGAGGAAGAAGCUGAGCCAGAGCGGCUCGUUCCCGCCUCCACUAACGUCGGUCGGCAGCUCCACGGGGAUACAGGUGCGGUCCUGCCGGGAGGGGGGGAGGCUGGUGGUGGAGGCGGUGGCGGUGUCGUCCUGCCACAGCUUCUUCCAUGUGGAGCGGAGCCAUGGCCGUCUCAGGGUUCGCUUCUUGGAGGAAAGCGAUGGCCCCGAAACCGAAGCUGAAGAAGAAGGGGAAGGGGAGGAAGAGGAUGCAGAGAGGGAGGAGGUAGAAGAAGGGGAGGAGGAUGAUGAGGAGGAGAAUUUGAGGGUGGAAGGAGAAGACUUUGAUGAUGAAGAGUUUGAGGAGGAGGAAGAAGAGGGCAUGGAGGGAAAUAGGGGGUUCGUCGGGGGCGAAAUUGGAAACGGAAAGUGCUUGAGGACGAGCAUGAGGUUGUGCAAAGAAGGUGCAGCCUUGAAUUGGAAGCCCAAGCCAUGUUGGGUGGCUACUUGAGACCUCUCUAUCAAACACCAAUCACUAUCAUAACUAAGCACAUAUACUCUCCCUCUCUUCUAUGGACUGAUUAUUGAUGUUGGGUGAGGAAUUAUGGUAGUUAGACAUACUUGAUUUUGUGGCGGCAAUCCCCUGUCUCGACCUUCUUAUGUGUAAUGUGAAUUCAGAGGGGUUGUUUGCGACUACAACAAUUUGCUAAGGAUUAGGGAUGUACUUGUUAACCUGCUGGAUGAGGUGAUGUGACGUGUCUUUAAUAAUAGCUUUAGUUAUGUCACCUGGA
Molecule: messenger RNA, 1484 nt
Organism: Eucalyptus grandis
Lineage: Eukaryota; Viridiplantae; Streptophyta; Magnoliopsida; Myrtales; Myrtaceae
Product: protein FANTASTIC FOUR 1
Exons: 1
Coding region: 338-1204 (288 amino acids)
Source: RefSeq, a predicted model, not a curated record